AUGGAGGUGACAGAAGGCUUUGUGGAUGACGCUGAAGCCCCACCAAACGAUGUAUUAUCGCUGGAACCACCGGAAGAUAGUCCAAAGAACUUUGCACCAUCUCCCGAUUUCUUGUGGCUUUGUGAAGAAUUAUUCAUACGUGUGGAGGACGUUAAAAAACAGGGCAGAGAGCGUCUUGGAUCCAAACCCAUUUCUAUGAGAUACUACGACGUGAUACAUCAUUUCGUCAAAUUGUGGCGGAGAACUGUUGGCGAUGAUAUAUAUCCUGCGUUUGCUUUGAUUCUUCCCUACAGAGAUCGGCGUAUCUAUAAUAUCAAAGAUUACACGUUAGUGAAAGCAGUCUGCAACUACUUGGCACUGCCCAAGCAGUCAGCUACCGAAAAAAGGUUGCUAAAAUGGAAGCGGAGGGCGACAAGAGGUUCGCGAUUAUCAAACUUUUGCGUUACUGAGAUCAAGAAGAGAAAGAGCGAACCUUCUCCGGAGAGGCGGAUUACCAUUGAUAAACUAAAUGAGUGCUUGGACCAACUGGUGGAGGAACGAAAUGCGAAAGGAGGCUUCAAGGGAUUGUCAGAAUCUCCUGCCUUCAACUUCUGCCUUCAGAAUAUGACUUUCGUAGAGCUCAAGUUCUUUUUCGAUAUUAUACUGAAGUACAGAUUGAUCGGCGGGCAAGAAGACAAAUUGCUGAGUUGCUGGCAUCCCGAUGCACCCGAGUAUCUUAGUGUUGUGUCUGACCUCAAGACUGUGACUAAGAGACUUUGGAACCCGGAGAAUCGUUUAAGACAUGACGAUCUGAGUAUCAACCUGGGAUACGCGUUUGUUCCACAACUGGCGAAGAAGGUUUCCGUGUCAUAUGAAAAGAUUUGCGGUAAGUUGAAAAACGAUUUUGUCAUAGAGGAAAAGAUGGAUGGUGAAAGGAUUCAAGUGCAUUACAUGGAUUUCGGCGGGAGCGUGAAAUUCCUAAGCAGACGUGGAAUCGAUUUCUCAUAUCUUUAUGGGGAGAGUAUAAGUGAAGGGCCUGUAGCUCAGUACUUGAAGUUCAAUCCAAAUGUCAAAGACUGCGUUUUGGAUUGUGAGAUGAUAACUUAUGAUACAGACAGAGGUGUUGUUUUGCCGUUUGGUUUAGUCAAAAGUAGUGCAAGACAAGCUCUCAGCAUGGAAGGCAUCUGCACUCAAGGUUAUCGCCCUAUGUUAAUGGUCCUGGAUCUUGUCUAUCUGAAUGGCGUCUCUUUGAUUAAGUUACCUUUGCAUCAGCGAAAAGAAUAUUUGGUCAAAAUUUUGACGCCGUUUCCGCAUGCCGUGGAUAUCUUAUCAUAUGUUCGCUGCUCUGAUCAGAUCGCCAUCAAAAGAUCUCUUGAAAGAGCCAUAUCCAUGGGAUCUGAAGGGAUUGUGCUGAAGAACUUCAACUCUCGAUACGAAAUUGGGGCUCGAAAUGAUAACUGGAUCAAGGUGAAGCCUGAGUACUUGGAGCAAUUUGGAGAAAAUAUGGAUUUGAUCAUCAUUGGCAGAGAUCCCGGCAAGAAGGAUUCCUUGAUGUGCGGACUAGCAGUUUAUGAAAAUGAAAGCGAUGCGGCAGAGAUAAAAGCAGCAGAGGAAGCUGAAAUCAUUAGUCUGGAUUCUGACAGGGAAGAAGCAGACGAGCCCGAUCACAACAAAGUGAUCAAGAAGUUUAUAUCUUUUUGCAUAAUUGCUAACGGAAUUUCUCAGGAAGAAUUCAAGGAUAUUGAUAGGAGAACGAGGGGCAAUUGGACAAAGUCAGAAGAUCGGCUACCGCCUUCUAGUCUACUUGAGUUCGGAAGCAAAAUCCCAGAAGAAUGGAUAGAUCCAAAGAAGUCUCUAAUCAUCGAAGUGAAAGCCAGGUCUUUGGAUAAUACAGAAAGCAGCAAAAAGAAAUUCUCAGCUGGUUGCACGCUUCAUGGAGGCUACUGUAGGAGAAUCAGAGAUGAUAAAGACUGGACGGGAUGUUAUAGCUUAUCCGAACUGUGGCGGGAAAGGCGUCAAAGAUCAGGUACCGCCAUAGGUUCCUUGAAUAAAAAAUAUCCCAAGACCGAUAAGGCUAGGAGAAAGAGAAAUGACAUUUUCGUGGACCAAGCCCUGGAGAUGGACGACGCCGGGCUAAAGUCAAAUGUCUUUGCCAAUCUAUACUUUUAUGUCCUCUCCGACUACAUCGAUCCCGAACUGAACACUAGGAUAACGAAGCCUCAGUUGAAUAAUUUGAUUAAACAAAAUAGUGGAAUGCUGGUUCAGAACCUUAUUUCCAAGCACCAUAUGGAGAAUUCUUUUCGCAUCAUCAGUGGUAAACUUACCGGUGAAUGUAAAUCUUUGAUAAACAGAGGCUACGACAUCCUAAGCCCGCGAUGGAUCCUGGACUGCGUAAGCUACGGAAAGUUGGUUAGGAUAGAGCCAAAACAUUGCUUCAAUGUGUCCGAAGAGCUGAUGAAAAUAGCCCGAGAAAGGGUUGAUCGUUUCGGCGACAGUUUUGUUUCUACCAUCUCGGAACAGCAGCUGGAGAGCCUGAUCACCUCAAAUAUAGACAGCACCCCAGUCACAGACUAUAACCACAUGGACCGGAGCCCAGAGCUCAGUCAGGUUCCGAUUUUCCUGUUUUCUGGAAGAAUAUGUUAUGUACCGGAGAUGUUUUUCAGUGCUACAGAGAGAGCUGCGCUACUGUCCAAAAUCAAGCUCUAUGGGGGUCUUGUGGCUUCUGAGCUUAUAAAUUGCAACCUCAUUGUUGUAUCGAUGACUACGUGCUCAAGAGAUCCGCCGCUUCAAAAGCUCAGAGAAUCUGUCGCACAGCUCAUCGCUAAUUUUGACAGCCCUCAACCGAUACCUCAUCUGGUAACGUCCGAGUGGAUAGACAGAUCGAUUCAGGAGAACUGCCAAGUUCCUGAGGAGGAUUUCUAUCCAGCUUAA
This is a messenger RNA of Torulaspora globosa, 2910 nucleotides long. RefSeq names its product DNA ligase (ATP) DNL4 (gene DNL4). The transcript has a single exon. Gene Ontology annotation, biological process: nucleotide-excision repair, DNA gap filling; DNA biosynthetic process; double-strand break repair via nonhomologous end joining. Gene Ontology annotation, cellular component: DNA ligase IV complex. NCBI's taxonomy places the organism in Eukaryota, Fungi, Ascomycota, Saccharomycetes, Saccharomycetales, Saccharomycetaceae. Bases 1 to 2910 code for a protein of 969 amino acids. Gene Ontology annotation, molecular function: ATP binding; DNA binding; DNA ligase (ATP) activity. The record is from RefSeq and is a predicted model, not a curated record.